GCCAGCUUAGAUUAAAUGGAUAAAUUCCUAGAAACAACAAGACCUACCAAGACUAAAUCAAGAAGAAAUAGAAAAUCUGAAUAGACCUAUAACUAGUAAGGACAUUGAAUCAGUACUCAACAAUCUCUUGACAAAGAAAAGCCCCAGACCUGAUGGCUUCACUGGUGAAUUCUAGCAAACAUUCAGUGGCGAAUUAGUAUGAACCCAUAUCAGACUUUUCUGAAAAAACUGAAGAGGAGGGAAUACUUUCUAACUCAUCCUAUAAGGCCAGCAUGUUCUUGAUACCAAAGCUAGACAGAGACACUACAAGCAAAGAAAACUACAGACUGAUAUCUCUUAUAAACAUUGACACAAAAAUCCUCAGCAGAUACUUGUAAACAGAGUUCAGUAGCACACUUAUAGAAUUAUACACCAUGACCAAGUAGAAUUUAUUCCUGAAAUGCAGUGUUUUCAUCAAACAAAAAAAAUUGAUCAAUGUUAUAUGUCACAUCAACAAAAUGAAGGAAAAAGAAAAAGCAUGUAGUCAUCUUAGUCGAUGCAGAAAAAUCAUUUUACACAAAACUUACCACUUUUUCAUAAUAAAAACACUCAACAAGCUAGAAUAGAAGGAAAGUACCUCCAUGUAAUAAAAGCCUUAUAUGAAAAACCCACAGUAAAUAUGAUACUCAGUAGUGAAAUACUGAAAGAGUUUCCUCUAAGAUCAGGAACAUGACAGUGAUGCCCAUUUCACCAACUCUAUUCAACAAACUACUGGGAGUUCUAGCUGGAGCAGUUAGGCAAGAAAAAGAAACAAAAGGCAUCCAUAUUGGAAAGGAAGAAGUAAUACUAUAACUGCAGAUGAUACGCUCUUAUACAUAGAAAACGCUAGAGAUCCCACAUACAAGAAAUAGCCCAAAUCAAAACAAAAAGAACUCAUAAAUUAAUUUGGUGAAGUAGCAGCUUACAAAGGCAGCACACAAAAAAUCUAUACAUGAACAAUCAACAAUCUGAAAUGAAAAUUAUGAUAUGGUUCCAUUUGUAAUAGCAUUGAAAAGAAUGAAGUACUUAGGAAUAAAUAUAACCAAGGAAGUGAAAGACACAUACAAUGACAUCUACAAGAUAUUUGUAAAAAAAAAAAAAAAAAAAAAAACACAUCAUGUGUUCAUGGAUUAGAAUACUUAAUAUUGGGGGGAGGUAGGUCCCAACAGCCCUUGGAGCUGCAACCGCCUUUCGCGCCCUUCUUGCUGACCCUAUGCUCCAGUUCUUGCUUGGAUUUACUCUUGACAACGUGGUGGGAAUGUAUCUGGCUCAAAACUAUGACAUACCAAACCUGGCUAAAAAACUUGAAGAAAUUACAAAAGACGUGGACGCUAAGAAGAAACACCCUAGUUGCUGAAGCCAACUCCAGCACUGCCUUCUAGAUAAACUGAGUCUACUGUUCUCCAGGGCCUCCUUUACCGUCUGAACCAAAAGCUUUUGUUUUACUCUCCAGCCUCAGCAGUUUUCUUUUUUGCUAGGCCUUGCAUUGCCUUACAGCACAAAAGGGACCAGAAGUUAAGAGCGACCCUUAUUUCUCCAACAUCCUCACUUCUUCCCUUCCUCCUUCCAGCCUCUUGGGAGGUCCUGAGAAUGGAAUCAUGGUGCUCAAUUAGUUAUCAUACCUUUAGUUAGUAGUCUCUCUGUUAUUCUUUGAGAUUUCUACUACCUUUUUCAAAAGAAAAAUGAAUGAGUUUUGUGUAGUUGAUGAGAUCUAAAUAAUGUGUGUUUCAGAGUCUGGUAAUUAUAAUGGGUUUUUAAACAUUUGGUACUAAAUUAUGUUGUUUCACAGUAGUAAUUAAAAUGAAAAUCUGGAA
Molecule: messenger RNA, 1832 nt
Organism: Cervus elaphus (red deer)
Lineage: Eukaryota; Metazoa; Chordata; Mammalia; Artiodactyla; Cervidae
Product: short transmembrane mitochondrial protein 1-like
Exons: 1
Coding region: 1232-1375 (47 amino acids)
Source: RefSeq, a predicted model, not a curated record